AUGCUGCUGUGCCUCCUGGACGACGCUCCCGUGCCUCGGAUGCACCCCCUUCUCUCCCGAGCUCCAGAUCCAUGGCUGCAGCGGCGAGAUGAAAUUGCAACACCUGGUACCAAGACCAUGCUGGGAUUUUCUGAUCAUGUUAGGAGCUUUGUCAAUCCUGUAUGGACGACCUCUUUGAGUGGAAAUGAUUCGGAUACAACAUCACGGACAGGAAAACAGUUGGACAUCAGCCAUGAAAAGGUUCGAGGUCUUUCACGGAGUUUCCUACCAGCUAUUCAUCUAGAGCACUAUCCUUGUGAAAAUUUCUCAUUUUCUCCUCCAUCUAUUGAUAGGAGACGCACUCGACAAGGGUCAUGUCCUGUUUGUUAUGUGCCUGUUGACCAGGGCCUGGCAUUGAUGCCAGCUGCUCAUCUGUCCGAAGACAAUUUGGUACUCAUAGGUCCAAUAGUGGUUCUUUAUUUUGUGGUUAUCCAUCCCUGGAACAACGAGAUAUGUCUUAUAUGA
Triticum turgidum subsp. durum (durum wheat) is the source of this 504-nucleotide messenger RNA. NCBI's taxonomy places the organism in Eukaryota, Viridiplantae, Streptophyta, Magnoliopsida, Poales, Poaceae. The record is from the annotation of a GenBank genome assembly.